AGAGCUGAGGAUCAAGUUUCGGCAAGAUGUAUCAUAUGGAGAAUCCCAUGAUGGUUGCUGGUUGGCCCACCGCCUCAGUACCUGGACCCUCGCACUACUGGCAGGGCGGCAACACUCUUGCAGUCCCGCGUUCUCUUCACAAGGAGACCCGAAACAAAGUCAUCAAGAACAUGAAGCAGCUUGGCGCUGUUCUCGGAUCCGUCGCGUUCCUCGCCGGAGGAGUUUCGAGGUGCAGGGACGAUACCGAUCAUGAAGAGCUUUUCCGACAAGAGUCCAACUUUCAUUACGUGUUCGGUGUCGCUGAACCAGACUGCUUUGGAGCAUUGAUGGUCGACUCGGGGGAGAGUAUCCUGUUUGUUCCCCGUUUGCCUUCGGAAUAUGCUGUUUGGAUGGGGAGCAUUGCUAGUCUAGAAGAUUUCAAAGUCAAGUACGAAGUUGACAAGGUCAUGUAUACCGAUCAGAUCAAGGAUUUCUUCACUUCUUGUUCUCCUACGAAGAUUUAUCUCUACAACGGCGUCAACUCAGACAGCAAAUCUGUCGGGAAACCCGCACACUUUGACGGAAUUGAGGCAUUCCCUUGUGACCUUGAGAUCCUGCAUCCUGCACUGUUCGAAGCUCGCGUGACGAAGACUAGCGCCGAGCUCGAAGUCUUGAAGUUUGCAAAUCGUGUCAGCAGCAAAGCGCACAUCACAGUCAUGCAGAAAGUGAAACCAGACAUGAUGGAAUAUCAGCAGAUGGAAGCUGAUUUCUUGCACUACUGUUAUUUCAAUGGAGGAAUGAGACACGCUUCUUACACUGCGAUCUGCGGAUGUGGCGCCAACGCAGCUGUCCUUCAUUACGGCCAUGCGGGAGCACCCAACAAUCGCAAGCUUAUGGCAGAUGAGAUGAUAUUGAAUGACAUGGGGAACGAAUACUACUGUUAUGCCUCCGACAUCACAUGCUCCUUCCCUGCCUGCGGAAAAUUUGAUGAAGUCAAGAAGGGAAUCUACGAAGGCGUGUUGGAUGCGACUGUGCGUGUGAUGAAGAGCAUGAAACCGGGCGUGGAGUGGAGAGAUAUGCACGACCUGGCAGAGAACACGAUCGCUGAACAUCUCCUCAAACAUGGAUACUUGAAAGGUUCCAUGGAAGAAAUUAUCGCUGCUAAGAUCCCCGGACUGUUCAUGCCUCACGGCCUCGGUCAUCUCAUGGGGAUCGACACCCAUGACGUCGGCGGUUACCCGAAGGGUGUCGAGCGAUUCAAGUCGCUCAGGAUGAAUCGACAGCUUCUUGAGGGGAUGGUGCUUACCGUCGAACCUGGAUGUUAUUUCAUUCCUGCACUACUCGAUCCAGCCCUCAAGGAUGAAACGAAGAAGAAGCUCUUGUGCGAAGAGAAGCUGCUGAGCAUGUUCAACUUCGGUGGAUGUCGUAUUGAAGACAACGUGAUUGUCACAAAAGACGGGAUUGAGUUGAUGACCAACGUUCCUCGCACGGUGAAGGAGAUCGAAGCUGUCAUGGCAGGCUCCGAUUUUCCUAUCGCUGACUCAGACUAUCCUAUCCCACGAAAGAACUUGUAAGAGACGAGAAGAGUGAGGAAGAAAAACGUGCAGGACAAAACAGGCGAUCUGUUGAACUUGCAUGUAUCUGUUGAGUUGACUCUCUGCGUUCUCCGCGCAUGCUCUAUAGAGGAGCAGGUGCGCACUUGUCAUAUGGUUGAGGAGAUCGGGCAGAGGCUGUUCAUCCGGACGACCCACUCAUCAACAGGCUCGACGAACUCGAAAGGGUUGUCGAAGACUCUCUCAACGAUCAAACAUGUUCCGAUGGUUGUCAGGAUGUUUGAGCUCUUGUUGUCUCGGCAGUAAAUCCCCGCAAACAGCC
Molecule: messenger RNA, 1854 nt
Organism: Guillardia theta CCMP2712
Lineage: Eukaryota; Cryptophyceae; Pyrenomonadales; Geminigeraceae
Exons: 23
Coding region: 27-1553 (508 amino acids)
Molecular function (GO): manganese ion binding; metalloaminopeptidase activity
Source: RefSeq, a predicted model, not a curated record